AUGGCACCGGCACCUAUGGCCAGCUGGCGGGGUGCGCCUAGCGCGGAGGAGCAGGAACGACGCAAUACUGUCGGCAUUAAUCUCGAAACCGUCACCGAUGUGACAUCUGUCGAUUACCCUGGGCACUUCCCCGGCGAAGAUCAUGCCUACUCCCUUGACCGCUUCCGGGCCGCCUUCUCCGUCACCUUCCACCAGAACGAAGCCUCCAACUCGUCCUUUUCGUUAAUGGGACUGGAUGCCUCUCUCGCCAAUGCCUUUCGGCGCAUUCUCAUCGCCGAGAUCCCCACUCUUGCCAUUGAAAACGUUUACAUCGAGAACAACACAUCCGUUAUCCAAGACGAAGUUCUCGCUCACCGACUGGGCUUGAUUCCCUUCAACGGCAGCCGCGAAGGCAUCCACAACUUCUUAAAGUGGCAUAAAAAGCCGGAGGCUGGAGAGGAUCCCUACGCCGGCUGCUUCGACUGGAACACGGUACGGCUAGAGCUCAAUGUCACUUGCACGGUGAAUCCGGACGCCUCGCCCGACGAGACGGACCCCCUCAAAGCGUAUAACAAUGCGCAUGUUUACGCCAAAGAUAUCGUGUUUAUCCCCACCGGGAAGCAGGUUGAGCAUUUCAGCGGCGAGGACGCCAUUGCCCCUGUGAAUCCGGACAUUCUGAUUGCCAAGCUGCGACCCAAGCAGACGAUCAACCUGUCGAUGCACAUGCACAAGGGCAUUGGAGCGGACCAUGCCAAAUUCUCACCCGUUGCCACCGCCUCGUACCGCCUCAUGCCGACUAUCAAGAUCCUGAAGCCUAUCCUUGGCGCUGACGCCGAGAAGUUUGCUAAGUGCUUUCCUCAGGGGGUCAUUGGCCUGGAGAAGGUCACGGCCCAGGAGGCCAAGAAGGCGGGCAGCGGGUAUGAGGGCCACGCUGGUGAGAAGAAGGCUGUUGUUAAGGAUGCCAUGAAGGAUACUGUGAGCAGGGAGUGUCUUCGGCAUGCGGAGUUUGAGGGUAAGGUGAAGCUUGGCAGGAGGAGGGACCACUUCAUCUUUUCUAUUGAAAGCACGGGGCAGUGGGAUAGUGACGAGCUGUUUAUGGAGGCGGUGAAGCAUAUGAAGAUGAAGUGCAAGAAGUUGGAGCAGCAGGUUGUCAAUAUGGCGAGGUGA
Messenger RNA from Pochonia chlamydosporia 170, 1146 nucleotides. RefSeq names its product DNA-directed RNA polymerases I and III subunit RPAC1. The record is from RefSeq and is a predicted model, not a curated record. Gene Ontology annotation, biological process: DNA-templated transcription. The transcript is spliced from 2 exons. Gene Ontology annotation, molecular function: DNA binding; protein dimerization activity. Lineage: Eukaryota; Fungi; Ascomycota; Sordariomycetes; Hypocreales; Clavicipitaceae. Bases 1 to 1146 code for a protein of 381 amino acids. Gene Ontology annotation, cellular component: RNA polymerase III complex; RNA polymerase I complex.